Molecule: messenger RNA, 1251 nt
Organism: Dendrobium catenatum
Lineage: Eukaryota; Viridiplantae; Streptophyta; Magnoliopsida; Asparagales; Orchidaceae
Exons: 3
Coding region: 101-841 (246 amino acids)
Cellular component (GO): nucleus
Source: RefSeq, a predicted model, not a curated record
CCCGGCCGUUCGGACCGACUUGUACCUACAAAAGACCGGAGCUUUACCUCUCCCCGCAAUUUUCCUCCGGUCAGCAAUCCACGGCGAGAGAGAGAGAGAGAUGGAGGGAGGGAGAACGAAGAGGAUGGAGUCCCUGGGAUGGCUGACGGAGUCGGCGGUGAUGCCGAAGAAGCACAAGGCCAUCGAGGGCGUGGGAGCAUCCUCCAUUGUAGAGCUCAAGGCUCAGCUUUACCGCACCCAGGAAGAAUCCCGUAAGACUCGAGAGUCGGCCCCUGAUUCCUCUGAGUACCUCCGUGCCAAGAAGAAGAUUCUUCCAUCUGGCCCGUUAUCCCAUAAGAACCCCGGAGUAGAGGAACGCGACAAGAGAGACAAGCUGGAGCUGAAAGCUAUAAAAGAUGGCUCAGUAAGCUAUGCAGCUCUAGAGAGGAAAGCUGAACUAUAUGAAAAGCUAGUUAGAGGUGAGCUCCCUGAUGAGGAAGACCAAGAGAAGUACUGUGUGGAUUUCUUCAAGAAAAGCAUUACAGAAGUCGAACCUGAGCAGCCUGAAGAAAGAAGCCCUGCUUCUGGUUACCCUCAAGAAAAACAAGAUGGUAAAGAUGAUGAUGCAGUUCUAAGCACAAGGCCAUUUGGACCUGGGCGAACAAACUCCACAGUAGAUUCUGAUGAGCACAAGCGUUUUGUGAGAGAAGUUCAUGAAGAGGCGAGCCAGGCCAGGGAGAAGAGUACACUGGUCAAGCUGCGACGGCAAGAGCAAGAGGCCGCUCGAAGAGAGAAACUCAGGCAGGCUUAUCUGAGAAAACAGCUAGAGAAACUGACUUCUUCAAAUCAGAAAUCGGCAUGAUUAUCUGAUUUGUAAGCCAUUGGAAUGGGAUUAUGAAGGCUUCGUUUGGGACGACUUUAUUACUAUUUCUUAAAGCAACUUUUUAGAAUAAAAAAUAUUUUUUUUGUAUUUAAAAGCUAUUUUAAGAAGCAUGAAGAAAACCGUCCCAAACGAAGCCGAAGUUGCCAUUGCUCAACUUUCAUAGAAGCAUUGGAGUCGCACAGUGGUUGUUAUAUGUGUAGUAUUUGAUACUUUUGAGAGAUUUUCAGCUUUUGUUUGGGCUAUUCAUUGAAUAAUGGAGGAGGAAAUCACAAUGGGGGUUGCAGGAAUGUAAAUUAAGAUAAAAUGUUUGUCUUUUUCUUCAACGAACAUGUAGAAAAGAUCUUUGCUUGAGCCAGAAUCAAUUGGCUUCAAGGCAGAUAGGUUUUCAU